Messenger RNA from Magallana angulata, 386 nucleotides. RefSeq names its product serine protease inhibitor Cvsi-2-like. The record is from RefSeq and is a predicted model, not a curated record. Bases 46 to 348 code for a protein of 100 amino acids. The transcript is spliced from 3 exons. Lineage: Eukaryota; Metazoa; Mollusca; Bivalvia; Ostreida; Ostreidae.
UUAGUGUUAAACACGUGAUAUCUUUUGUAUAAAAGCCAGCAGUCUAUGUCAAAGAAUUACUUUUUCCGUCUGCGAGACAUAAUACUCACCAUGAAAACAUUUAUUGUUCUUGCUGUUGUUAUUGUAGCAGUUGCUGCUGAGACAUGCAGAGACACCAGGGACUGUAGUUCCAGCGUUACAUCGUGUGCUUCAGGAUCAGAGCUUCACUGUGUCAACCGUCAGUGCACGUGCACAACUGCCGGUUCCGGUUCUGGAGGCUGUACCAGCGCUGAUCAAUGCACCGAUAGAUGUGACCACGGACGUCAACACCACUGUAUCGACGGUCAAUGUAGAUGUACUCACUUUUAAUUUAAAUUCUUAAUCCUCAAUAAAACAUAUAUCUAAAA